CACCUCCAAGGCCUAUUGGUGCGCUCACGUUGUCGCCGUUUGCCUCUAUAGGAUCCACAUGCCGACACAGGUGUGCCUGAGAGCUCCAGUUAGCGAAUCCUUGUCACGUUUGCACCGGGAACAACUGCAGAAGUUCGCGCAAUAUCUCAUCAGCGAACUGCCGCAGCAGAUUUUGCCCACUGCCCAGCGUCUGUUGGACGAGCUGUUGUCGGUUCAGCCUAGCACCAUCAACAGCUACUGCGGAGCUCCGGAUCCCACAGCUGGUGCCUCGGCCCACGACCAAACCUCCUGGUACCUUGACGAGAAGACGCUUCAUGACAACAUCAAGAAGAUCCUCAUCAAGUUCUGCGUACCGGCUCCCAUAGUUUUCAG
Molecule: messenger RNA, 372 nt
Organism: Eufriesea mexicana
Lineage: Eukaryota; Metazoa; Arthropoda; Insecta; Hymenoptera; Apidae
Product: zinc finger SWIM domain-containing protein 8-like
Exons: 2
Cellular component (GO): Cul2-RING ubiquitin ligase complex
Source: RefSeq, a predicted model, not a curated record